Molecule: messenger RNA, 1176 nt
Organism: Ctenocephalides felis (cat flea)
Lineage: Eukaryota; Metazoa; Arthropoda; Insecta; Siphonaptera; Pulicidae
Product: ureidoglycolate dehydrogenase (NAD(+))-like
Exons: 5
Coding region: 1-1176 (391 amino acids)
Molecular function (GO): oxidoreductase activity
Source: RefSeq, a predicted model, not a curated record
AUGAAAUUCAACGAAUCGUCCCGUUUGCUCCGGAACAAAAACAUCCUGAAAGCGAGCAGACGUCUCUAUAGCACCUGCAAAAAAAGCGACAAUAAAAAAUCUAAGGACGGUUGUAAGGUCAAUCAUGAGGAUUUGAGGUGCUGCAAGGACGAUUCUAAAAGGUUCAUCAAGGAGUGCCUUAUAAAGGCUAAGGCUUGCGAUAAAAACGCCGACCAACAAGCCGCUCUUUUGAUCGCUGCUGAUUUGAGAGGCCAUUACAGCCACGGUAUGAAUCGUCUCGAGAUGUACCUCAACGAACUGGAAGCAGGAGUCUGCGACGGCCGAGCGGAGCCCCAAAUUUUAAAAGAGACUCCCGCAGCGGCCUGGGUAGGCGGCUGCAAUGCCCUUGGGGCUGUCACCGGAAACUUUUGUAUGCAAUUGGCCAUUAAAAAGGCCGAGAAGGUCGGAAUCGGAUACGUUGUGGCCAAGGGAGGGUGUCAUUACGGAAUGGCUGGUUAUUACACCCUCCAGGCAGUAGAAAAGGGCCUGAUUGGAUACAGUUCUACAAAUACUUCCCCUUUGGUGGCACCGACAAGGAGCAAACAAGCGUGUUUGGGAACAAAUCCACUUUCUAUUGGAAUGCCAUCGAGUAUUAAAGAAGAUUAUUAUUUAUUAGGCCCUCAACAAAUGGCCGAUACCCGAUACUUAGGCUGGGCCUUAGGGCCAGAUGGCCAACCUACUGCAGACCCAGCUGUUGGCUACAAAAAUGGCAUUCUGAUGCCUUUGGGAGGCGCUGAAGAAACAUCUGGUUAUAAAGGAUACGGUUUAGCGUGCAUGGUCGAGGCUUUAGGAUCUAUGCUAUCAGGAUCACAAUUUGGUUCAAGAAUCCGCAAACUGUCCUCCACCGACAAGCCCUCCGAUUUGGGUAUGACCUUCAUGGCAAUAAGUCCGGAUUUUUUUGCCCCAGAUUUCAAAGAAAGAGUUUCGAGUUUUUUGUGUAUGUUGAGAAGUCUGAAACCGGUUGAUAAUUGUAAACCGGUUUUGAUAGCAGGUGAUGCCGAAAGGGCAGCUAUGGCCAAGGCUAAGAAGGAAGGGGGCUUGUAUUAUGUAAAAAAUCAAAUUGAAACUUGCAAAAGACUUAGUGAGAAGUAUAAAGUUAAGAUGAUUGAGCAGUAUAUGAGGAAGGAUACGAAAUAA